GGUUAAGUUUGCAUUGAAUCAUAAAUAAAUCGCUGACAGUGUCAACAGCAAAGUACCAUCACAUCUCCUCGUCCAUGCUUCACGGUGGGAACCACACUUGUAUACUCCUCACCAAUGUCCAGUCUCUAGACACCAAGGUGGAUGAAAUUAGGGCAAGGCUUGCCUUCCAUAGAGACAUCAGAGAUUGUAACAUUCUCUGUUUCACGGAAACAUGGAUCUCUCCGGAAUAUGUUGUCUGAGUCGCACUGACAGAAAUAAACAUCUCUCUGGGAAGAAGAAUGGCGGGGGUGUAUGCUUCAUGAUUAACGACUCAUGGUGUAACCAUAACAACAUACAAGAACUCAAGUCCUUCUGUUCACCUGACCUAGAAUUCCUUACAAUCAAAUGCCAACCAUAUUAUCUCCCAAGAGAAUUCUCGUCAGUUAUCGUCACAGCUGUGUAUAUACCUCCUCAAGCGGAUACCACAGCGACCCUCAAGGAACCUCACUGGACUCGAUGUAAACUGGAAACCAUAUAUCCUGUGGCUGCAUUUAUUGUAGCUGGGAAUUUUAAAAAUGCAAAUUUGAGAACAAGGCUACCUAAAUUCUAUCAGCAUAUAGAUUGCAGCACUCGUGCGGGCAAUACCCUGGACCACUGCUACUCUAACUUCUGCGAUGCAUACAAGGCCCUCCCUCGCCCUCCCUUAGGCAAAUCCGACCACGACUCCAUCUUGCUCCUACCGUCCUAUAGGCAGAAACUCAAACAGGAUGUAACCGUGACUAGAACCAUUCAACGCUGGUCUGACCAAUUGGAAUCCACGCUUCAGGAUUGUUUUGAUCACGCGGACUGGGAAAUGUUCCGGGCAGCCUCAGAGAAUAACAUCGAUCUAUACGCUGACUCUGUGAGUGACUUUAUAAGGAAGUGCAUAGGAGAUGUUGUACCCACUGUGACUAUUAGAAAUCUACCCUAAACAAAAACCAUAGAUGGAUGGAAGGCAUUCGUGCAACACUGAAAGCGCGAACCACUGCAUUUAACCAUGGAAAGAGGACUGGGAAUAUGGCCGUGUAGUUAUUCUCUCUGCAAGGCAAUCAAACAAGCGAAAUGUCGGUAUAGGGACAAAGUGGAGUUGCAAUUCAACGGCUCAGACACGAGACGUAUGUGGCAGGAUCUACAGGCAAUUACGGACUACAAAAAGAAUACUACGAACAACGUCACGGACAACGCCGAAUUGCUUCCAGACAAACUAAACAGCUUCUUUGCCCGCUUUGAGGAUAAUUUCAGUGCCACCGACACUGCCCGCUAACAAGGACUGCGGGCCCCCCCUCUCCUUCUCUGUAGCCGACGUGAGUAAGACAUUUAAACGUGUUAAACCUCACAAGGCUGCUGGCCCAGACGGCAUCCCUAGCUGCGUCCUCAGAACAUGCACAGACCAACUGGCUGUUGUGUUUACGGACAUAUUCAAUCGCUCCCUAUCCCAGUCUGCUAUCCCCACAUGCUUCAAGAUGGCCACCAUUUUUCCUGUACCCAACAAGGCAAAGGUAACUGAAAUAAAUGACUAUCGCCCCGUAGCACUCACUUCUGUCAUCAUGAAAUGUUUUGAGAGACUAGUCAAGGAUCAUAUCACCUCCACCUUACCUGCCACCCUAGACCCACUUCAGUUUGCAUACUACCCCAACAGGUCCACAGACGAUGCAAUCGCCAUCACACUGCACACAUCUGGACAAGAGGACUACUUAUGCUAGAAUUCUGUGCAUUGACUACAGCUCAGCAUUCAACACCAUAGACCAUCCAAGCUCAUCAUUAAGCUGGAGGCCCUGGGUCUCAACCCCGCCCUGUGCAAUUGGGUCCUGGACUUUCUGAUGGGCGGACCCCAGGGGGUGAAGAGUGAAGAGUUCCACAUUUACACUCAGUACUGCACCAACUAUCCAAGGUCAGUGGCUGUGUUGACUGAGUGUAUGAGGAAUAAGGUGUUGGCUAAGUUUUUCCGGGAGCGUCAGGAAUCUCUGAGACACUCCCUGCCUCUGGGCUCCUACCUGCUCAAGCCAGUGCAGAGGAUCCUCAAGUACCACCUACUGCUGCACGAGAUAGCCAACCACCUGGAGAAGGACACAGAGACAUAUGAGGUGGUGCAGGAGGCCAUAGACACCAUGCAGAGAGUGGCCUGGCACAUCAACGACAUGAAGAGGAAACACGAACACGCCGUCAGGCUGCAGGAGAUCCAGAGUCUGCUGACCAACUGGAAGGGGCCUGAUCUGAUUGGCUACGGUGAGCUGGUUCUGGAGGGGACAUUCCGUCUGCAGCGGGCCAAGAACGAGCGCACACUCUUUCUGUUUGACAAACUGCUGCUGGUCACCAAGAAACGCGAGGAGGCCUUCACCUACAAAGCCCACAUCCUAUGUUGUAACCUGAUGUUGGUGGAAAUCAUUCCAAAGGAGCCACUCAGCUUCAGUGUGUUCCACUACAAGAACCCCAAACUACAGCACACCGUACUGGCCAAGUCUCAGCAGGACAAACGCAUGUGGAUCCUACACCUGAAGAGACUCAUACUUGAAAACCACCCAGCUAAAAUCCCAGCCAAGGCCAAGCAGGCCAUUUUGGAGAUGGAUGUUAUGCACCACCCAGGGUUCCACUACAGUCCUGACGGGGACAAGAGGAGCCCCCACACCAAGGAGGGCUCCACCACUCGACGGGUCCGCAGGAAGUCAGAGCCUCUGUCCAAGUUACUGAAGAACGCUAAACAUGGUGUCAAGGAAGAUGGCUCAAAGCGGACGAGUCUGGGUGCCACCCUGCUCUCCCCCGUGUCCCAGCUGGCUCUGGGCACUAUUGGUCGUAGCCGCAGCCUGGUCAACCAAUCACAGGAGUCCCUGGAUCCUGGCGACCAUUUUGACCAUAGCGACAGGGAGGACGGGGAGGAGCCACACCAGCAGGAUGCCGACGAUGAGGACGACAGUGGCCUGGGUGGGGGAAAGAGGCUGCGAGUCCCAGAGAAGUCUAGCAGGAAGAAGUUGAACCAACAGGCGUCUAUGGACAGCAGCAUCGACCAAUGGAAGACCUUCAACAUGAGCGCCUCAGACCUACAGAGGGCUAACAAAUCUCUUCAGGGAGGUCACCACCCUCCUCUCCUCAGGACGCCCCGUGUGAUAGAGGAACCUCCGGACACCCAUGUCCCCUCCAUGCUGGUCCCAGGGGGUGACCCCCAGACGGUGGGGAACAUCUGGGCGGACCACCGUGUCCGCAGAGCCAUGUUCCCUACGCGUCAGCGCACCAUGAACCCCGACGAGGAGGAAGAGGACAUCUACCAGAUGUUUGUCCCCACCGAACCUGGCGGGCAAGAACCAGAACCACUUCCUGUUAGGUUAGAGGUCACGUCGUCUCCCAGCAAGACCCAGGGACGACCCUUCAGCUGGCACAUGGAGCAGGUUCCCACGGUGCAGAUAGACCCCCCAUCCACCGGGGACAGCAGAGUGCUGCGGAGAGCCAGCAGCGUGGGGGAGAAACAGACUGGCGGCCGACAGAGCCCCCCUGGUCAGGAUGAUGACCAGGAAGGGAUGACCCAUGCCGAAUCGUCCAGCAACGACAUCUCGGGAUCGUCGUCGGCCGAGCAGCUGACAAUAGACGACAUAGAGAACAUUUACGACAACAUCAGCUAUGAGGACCUGAAGAGCAUGGGGAUGAUCAGGAGGGAGCAGGAGGGUCGUGGGGCCCAAAGAGAGGCCCCUAGAGACACACAGUGCCCUGGGGCUCUAAACUCAGGGGUCACUGGGAGUAUUACAGAGCCUCUCAUGGAGCCAGACUGCUUGUCUGACAGUAACCACUCCUCCACUGUCCAGGAGGGGGUGCCAUUUGGGACGUGUGCCCUGAAGAUCGUGGAGGAGGAGAACAUCUAUGAUACUAUCAUCUUUAGGCCGCCCCCAGCCAAGGUUGACAGGGAUGGGGACAGACCUGUACAGGAGAGGGACAGUCUGUUGCCGUGUGCCUCUGAGCCUGACCUGAUGGGCUGUGAGAGCCUGGGGGGCUUCGUGUCCGAGGAGAGCCUACAUUUUGGGGAGGACGAGAGGACGGAGGAUAACUCCCAUCCAGUCCACGGCACCUCCGAACCGGACUACUACUCCUCAUCCGCCUCGGAAACGUUCUCCCAACGUUCCCACACCGGUGACCAGAUGUCGGAGCAGGUGGACGAGAUCUGGAACGAUUUGGAAAACUACAUCAAGAAGAACGAGAAGAAAGCGGACCGCCUUCCCGCCGCAUUUCCCGUGAGUGCCAGUGAGGCCCCCAAGACCUCGUCGGUCAAGAGCAGCCCCAAAAAGAACAGCUCCCAAAAACACAGCUCCCCUACCAAGAGCCCCCCAGCCCGCAAUCCCAACCCUCCCACUGUGUCCCCCACUCACCAAUUCACCAUCCCCAUCCCCAUCCUCAACUUCCCAGAGCUGGUCAGAGAGGCUACCUUUGAAGAUGAAGAUCAUUACCCCUCCCCCUCUCCCCUCACUCCCCCGUCCCUCCCCCUCCCUGCCUUCCCAGACCCUGCCUCUUCCGGGACAGUCAAGACCAUCCGUAACAGACUGGCCCGCCUCAGCAGUGGCAGCUUCCGUCUGGAGGAUGAUGAUGAGCUGGGGGAUCUGCCCCAACGGGACCCCAGCCAAAGGGACCCCUCCAUCAGGGACCUCCACAACCUGUUCCCUGGAGAGCUGGCUGGCCUGGGGGGUCUGGCCUCCUCUUCUCUCCUUCCGGGGGACUCAGUGGACAGCUUCUCCCAGGAGCUCAUGGACAAGACCAAGAACCGUGUGUUCUUGAUGGCUCGCCAAUACAGCCAGAAGAUCAAGAAGGCCAACCAGCUGCUCCGCAUGAAGAGCAUGGACCCCGGCGACAUGGGGUCAGGAGGACGCAACAGGGAGGAGAAGAAGCAGCAGAAAGACCUGGAGAAGAAGCAGAAAGACCUGGCAGCCAUUUUGGAGGAUAAGAAGCAAGGCGGCGCUGCCAUAGGUGCGAGGAUAGCCGAGUACUCCCAGCUGUAUGACCAGGUGAUGUUUAAAGACUCUCCAGGUCAGGGCUCCAGCAGCCCGGGCCCUCCUGGCUCGCACCAUGCCCACCCAGGGCUGGCCUCCUCCCCAUCCCUGCCUGAGACCUGCUCCUCCCUGGGCCUAGGGCUGGAGGAUGACUGGCUCCUCUCCACCUACAGCAACGGGGAGCUGGCCAGCUUUGUGUCAGAGAUACGGUCCUCCACCCCCCAGUGCAGGCUCACAGCAGCCUGCUCCGUACCCACCCUAAAGAUCCUACCUCCCUCCCCAGAGACCUCACCCACCCAGCGGUGGAGCUCUUGUGUCUCCGCCCCCAGUGAGAAGGAGGAGCAUGUGUACAGUUCUAUUAAACGACACACCUCCUUUAACUCCGCCUCCUCUUCCUCAUCCUCCUCUAAACCACCUACCAGCCGCUGCCAGUCUAUCUGCUCACUGGGCGACCGGCAGCAGGAGAAGGAGAAUGACCUUACCGGGUCCAACCGUAGCCCAGCUGUGGUCCAGAGUUCCUCAGAGAGACUCCAUGGUCCCAGUAGUCUGGGCCGGGCCGGUCGGCAGAGCAGCCUCCCGGAGCGGUCCAGUUGCGGUCACGGUCACUCUGACCUCACCCUGCAAGACGGUCAGCAGGUGGUGGUCCUGAACCGUGCCUCCGCGCUGAGCAUGCUCACAGCCACCCAGAACUACCUAGCCAACUUCAAGGACAAUGGAGACGACGAUGACGACGAUUACGUGGAGAUCCGCUCUGAGGAUGAGAGCGAGCGGGAUCAGGACUGCUCCGGGCAGCGUAACAACGGUGGUGGUGGUGGCUCCAGAGGGCCAGCCCAGACCCAGAGUCUGCCCUGCACCCCGUCGAGGUCCUCCUGUGGGAUGACGGACCGGGAGCGUCUACAGGAGUACCUCUGGGCGGAGCAGCCGGCACAGCAGAACCAGCCCAACAUCGUCCAGUCACUCAGAGAGAAGUUCCAAUGCCUCAGCUCCAGUAGCUUCGCCUGAGUUGCCAUGACCACCCACAACACACCACCAUAUGAACAUACUAGUAGACGUAGUUUAAGCAGGUCUGUAGCUUUGCCUGCCUCAUCAUGACAACAAAUAACACUAAACAGCUGGAGUUUUGUUGACAAGGAAUGACACACUACAUGGUAAAUUCAACACACUACUGUACGCACAACACUACACACGACACAGGUCUUUAGCUUUGCCAGAGUCUUCAGGACAAAAAAGUUCCAAUAUUAAUUUUUGCCUGAUUCACCGGUACAACGUCACACGCAACAUGCAAUACUGCAGCUUUGCCAAAGUCACAUGGUCAAAUUUCAACAUAUCACAAAACAACAUGCCAAAUACUGCACUUGAGUAGUCAUGGCAACAUACAUGUACAGGAACAUAUUAGUACUACAGAGGCACUCCACCCCCACUGCACUUCUUUACAGUCUUCCAUGUCAAGCAGAUUGACUUCCGUAUCUAUUUUAGAUAAGUUGAAAAAUAACUAUGAAACGGUCAAAGUUAUCAUUUUAGCAAACUGGAUGAUAUUGCUGAGUACAACAGUGUGGCAAGGGGCUCAGAGUGUAUGGGCUUUACAAUUUAAAGGGAAGCAUACAGACCAUCUUUUAGAGAUGUUGGAAAUGAGUAUUCCAUAUACUGUACAGAUAUUUCUGCUAAUUUCUGUUAUAAAUGGUAAGAAAUAGAUAACUAUCCAUUAAUUCUAACCGGUCCCCCCUUCAACAAAAAUACUGACAUCCCAAAAAUGUAAUUUGGUACACUGCUGCAGUCUGCUAGCAUCUCUUGAUGAGGAAAUGGCACUGGCUGAAUUUGAGUUAUGUUGCUGUAAUUUGCUCUUUUGAACAACAUGUCAUUUUAGUUAACAACCGCCUAAUCAAGGUUUUCAACUUUUGUUUGAGUUACUUUUUCAAGGUUGUUUUAGCGUAUUUAACUUUCUAUAGCUGAGCUUACCCCUUAUCAGAGGGAUGAUCCUAUGUGACUAGGUGUCAGUGGUACUGUUUUAACUGUGCAUAAUACAGUGUCAACCAAUUUAACACAAUCUGUGCAAGCAGCUUAAUGAAUUUGCAAUUAGCUCAGGAUUAUAGGCUAGGUAUGGACAGUUUAUCAGCAAUAAUAUAAAGAGGAUCCACGUGCCUUUUUAAACAUGGAGCCUCCACACAUAGUACCUUGCUGUUCAUUAGGUUGAGUAUAUUUUACAUUGGGCUGUGGUGAUGUAAAGCAGUAGAUAGCCUAUACCAGUCUUAAUAUAAUGAUUGGGUUUUCUCAACCUGCUCAAACGCCUUGGUCAUGACAAGGGGAUCAUGCUUUAAACAGAAAAAAUCUUAAAAUCAAGAGAAAGUGUGCUGAUAUUCAAUAAGCAGCCGCGAUAGGAGUUAUCUAUUUAUUUUGAAUCUGUGUGUCUGAAAAUGGUAAUAAGUAUAUUUUAGUCUUCUGCAUACACUACGUAGGUUGAGUGGCAUAGUGCAUCUUAAUAGGAAGAACCUAAAAUGUUAUUUUAUCUUAUUCAUUUUAAAAUGUUGUUUCUAAGAGGGACCAUGGAGGAGAGCGUUGAAUGAGUGCAGUACUGUGUUUUGAUGUACAUUUCUCUUCAACCUCACAGAAUUUCGGGUCAGAUUUUUUUGUUUACUUCAUGGGACACCCCUCACCUUCACACUACUGAUCAGCACCCCACCCCUCCCACUCCCUUUCUAAACACGUUAUGCCUGAAUAUCAUCCAAUCAUCCUGAUUCAUUAAAAUAUUCACAAUAAUGUCAUGUUAGGAUAGAUUGUCACAUACAUUGAGUUUACUUUUUGUUUUAACUCGGACGUCACUUUACAGUUUCAGUAGUGAGGAUCCACACUUAUUGAGAAUUUGUUUCAUGUUUGAUCUCAUCAAUGUCUCCAACUUAUGUCUUAUUUAUUUACAACAACAAAAAACUAUUCUUGACCCCCACACAUUGCUAUUAUGAAACAACACAGCCAGUUUGUAAAUUAGAAUAAUAACGUUUAUUUAUUAAAAGUUUGGCUUCUUGAUGAAUUUCGGGACACUUUGGAUAAAAUUUGGUUCAUUUGUUUACUGUGAAUGUUACAAAAAAAUGUAGUUUUGUUUUACGCACUGAUUAUAUUUUCCUUACCAAAAUAAUAAAUGAAAAGUUGGAAUGCACAAUAUCAUGGCCUACUGUUCAUAUCAAUGUAAAUGUAUCCAAAACAACUUAAAAAUAUGAAGUAUGUUUCUUUUAUUCAUUGUAUAUUUUGUUUCUCAUGUUUCACUGGUGGGGAUUGUCAACCUUCAUUGAAAUUGAAUUGACUCUUGCACUUUUUAUUUCUUAUUAUUUUUUUUAACAUUUGAUUUGAAAACACUUUGUAAAGAUGUACAUUUUAGGAGAGUUAUUCUUGUAUGCCAUAGGUUUGCUAUAUGAUGAUUUAAUGUUUAAGUUAAGUGUACUGUAAUUUUUUUUAACUGCUAGUUGGCAUUGCUUGAUAAAACAAAUGUAUUUGAGGUCAUAAAUAAAAGACAAUGUGGGUUUCCGUGA
Messenger RNA from Salvelinus fontinalis (brook trout), 8500 nucleotides. RefSeq names its product pleckstrin homology domain-containing family G member 1-like. The coding region runs from base 1839 to 5984 and encodes 1381 amino acids. NCBI's taxonomy places the organism in Eukaryota, Metazoa, Chordata, Actinopteri, Salmoniformes, Salmonidae. The transcript has 14 exons. Gene Ontology annotation, molecular function: guanyl-nucleotide exchange factor activity. The record is from RefSeq and is a predicted model, not a curated record.